Drosophila busckii is the source of this 4441-nucleotide messenger RNA. RefSeq lists its product as uncharacterized. Gene Ontology annotation, molecular function: neurexin family protein binding; signaling receptor activity. NCBI's taxonomy places the organism in Eukaryota, Metazoa, Arthropoda, Insecta, Diptera, Drosophilidae. Gene Ontology annotation, cellular component: synapse; postsynaptic membrane; cell surface. Bases 690 to 4295 code for a protein of 1201 amino acids. The record is from RefSeq and is a predicted model, not a curated record. The transcript has 13 exons. Gene Ontology annotation, biological process: presynaptic membrane assembly; neuron cell-cell adhesion; synaptic vesicle endocytosis.
AAAAAGAAUUGAAAAAGUGCAAAUAAUUGUGUGUAAAUGUGCCAAAACAAUAAUUGUGCAAAAAAGCGUAGUGAGUGUAACACUUGCAAAAAAGUAGCAAGCAGACAGCUCAAUUAACUGCAAAAAGUAACGGUCAGCUGAAGUGUGUGUGUGUGCUAGUGUGUGUGCGUGAAAGAGAUAGCAAGCGACUAAUUGUUGAAUACUGCAAACACACACGAAAGUUAAAGUGAAAGCAAAAGUGACUUAUUCUAGCUUUAAACUGCAACAAAUACUAAGCGUGGAAAAAAACUAGAGACAGCAGCAACAUUGGCGUCGCACAAGUUUAAAGGGACAAAGACGCUUAAGCAGCUUGGAGAGUCACACAAGAAAUCAGCACGAAAGUUCGCGCAGCAACUUGGAGCGACUAAAGUGUUUGUUGUUUAAUAGUUGAAAUCAAAGCGUUAGGGUAUGACAAUGUCGACGCUGUGGCAACUGAAGCACAAGCUCAACAUGCGCACGACGGCUGUCAAAAUGAAGAUGCCGUCAAUCAGUGCCACAAACAGUUGCAAACCGGAAACAGCAGCCAAUUGACAACGACUACAGCGACGACGACGACGACGACAAAUCCGUGCAGUGAACAGCAAACUAAGCUAAUCAAAAACAAAUCGCGUUUUCUAUAUAUUUACUUUUACAUUUUUGUCGGUUCCUUGAUGAGCUACAUUAGAGCUACUAUGCGGCUUCAGCAGCAGCAGCAGCAGCAGCAGCAGCAGCAGCAGCAGCAACAACGACAAGAGCUAAGGGCAACGGAAACGGAAACCCAAAACCAGAACGAAAGCGAGCAGCGCAGCAGCUUUGGCAGUUUGCAACUUCGCACAGGAAUUUGCAUUAUAAGACUGAUAACAUUAAAGAGAUUUCUACAGAUUUUGGCAAUGCCAACAAAAGCAGCAGCAGCAGCAGCAACAGCAACAACAGCAACACACAAUCAGCAGCAACAGACGCUGGCACAAUCAGCUUAUGGCAAGCGCCAUUUGGUAGUCGCCUGCUGGCGCCAUCAGCGCUGCAGCAGCGCUUGGCUGUUGCUUAUGCUGCUGCUGCUCUCCGCCUCGCUCUGGCCGGACUGCGAGUGCCUGCAUGGCGCCAAGCCGAGCGAGAAUACCGUUAAAACCAAAUACGGACUGCUGCGUGGUCUGGUCGUCCGCUCAACGCCGCUCGUCGAGGCAUUCCUAGGCAUACCGUAUGCCUCGCCACCAGUGGGCAGUCUCAGAUUUAUGCCACCCAUAACGCCAUCGACAUGGAAAACUGUACGCAAUGCGGAUCGAUUUUCCCCCGUCUGUCCACAGACCGUGCCCAUACCGCCCAAUGGACCGGAGGCGUUGCUCGAGGUGCCGCGGGCACGUUUAGCACAAUUACGGCGUUUGCUGCCGCUGCUUAAGAACCAAUCGGAAGACUGCUUAUAUCUAAAUAUCUAUGUGCCCUAUGAAUUGCAGCGACUGAAACCCGAUGCAACCACAACAGCAACAAAUUCCAGCACAAAUCAACUGCUCUCCACCAUUGUGUUUAUACACGGUGAAUCCUACGACUGGAACAGUGGCAAUCCCUAUGAUGGCUCCGAGCUGGCCGCCCAUGGCAAUGUCAUUGUGGUGACAAUCAAUUUUCGUCUUGGCAUUUUCGGUUUCCUUAAAACGGGCGGCAAGGAGAGCGCCCAAGGCAAUUUCGGUUUAAUGGAUCUGGUGGCGGGUCUGCAUUGGCUCAAGGAGAAUCUGCCAGCGUUCGGUGGUAACUCGCAGAGCAUUACCUUGUUGGGCUAUGACACAGGCGCUGCCUUGGCCAACAUAUUGGCCGUGUCACCAGUGGCAAGUGAUCUUAUGCAGCGUGCUGUUUUGAUAAGCGGCACAGCCUUAUCGCCUUGGGCUAUACAAAAGAAUCCGCUGUUUGUCAAGCGUCGCGUGGCGGAGCAAACUGGCUGCCAUGGUGACAUGCUCUAUGAUGAUCUGGCGCCUUGUCUACGCACCAAAAGCGUUGACGAACUGCUGGCCGUUAAGAUUGAUCAUCCACGUUUUCUUGUUGGCUUUGCUCCAUUUGUGGAUGGCACGGUAAUCUCACCCAGCAAUGAAGGCAUGUCCAGCACGACGCUGCCGCUGGGCUCAGCUAUUGUUAGUACUUCUGGAAUUGAAUACGCAAACUUUCCCAAGCGUGAUCUUAUCUUUUGCCUCACCUCUGUCGAAUCCUAUUUGGAUCUGAGCGCACAGGACUUGGAGUUUGGCUUCAAUGAAACGCGACGUGAUCGCAUUUUACGCACUUUUGUGCGCAAUAUCUUUCACUAUCAUUUAAAUGAAAUAUUUGCUGUGCUUAAGAACGAGUACACAGACUGGGAGAAGGCCAUAAGGAAUCCGUUGAGUUCACGCGAUGCCACGCUGCAGUUCCUGAGCGAUGGCCACACCGCGUCGCCGCUAAUUAAAUUGGGUUACAUGCAUAGCUUGCGUGGAGGACGCACAUAUUUUUUGCACUUUAAGCAUCGCACGCUGGAGGAGGAGUAUCCACAGCGCACGGGCUCGGUGCGUGGCGAGGAUGUGCCUUUCUGGCUGGGUUUGCCCACUUCGCCGCUGUUUCCACACAACUAUACCAACCAGGAGCGACAGAUUGGACGUCUCAUGCUGCGCUAUCUGGCCAACUUUGCCAAGACUGGCAAUCCGAAUCACUCGUCGCCAGCUGGCGGCACUGCCAGUGCAACUCGCAAGCGCUCUGCACCUAGGGCUGACGCCUCCUCCUCCUCCUCCUCCUCUUCAUCAUCGCUCAAUCUGGCAGUCAUCUAUAAUCAGCGUCGAGCCAAUGCGAUGCAUGAGAAGCGCACUUACUUUCGUCGUCGUCUGCGCAGCUCGUCUGAUACCAGCUCCAGCGCAGUUAGCACGGAAGUCGAGCCGGAGCCAGAGCACGGCGGUUAUAAUGAUGACGAGCUGCCCUUUUGGGAUGCCUAUGAUGUGGUUAAUCAAUUGUAUAUGGAGCUGGGCAACAUGGCCAAGGUGAAAAGUCAUUUUCGUGGACAUAAGCUGUCCAUGUGGCUUAAUUUGAUUCCUCAGCUGCAUCGCCAUUUCAAUAUCAAUGAUCAGUCCAUGCGACAUCAUCAGUUUCAAGAUGAUAUCAAUAAUCGUGAUCUAUAUGAAGGCGUGGUGCGACCUCAGCUACAAAUCAAGCCGACGGACGAUGACAAUAUCAUAAUUAUACAGACCACCAGAACCACAACGACAUCUGCUCCGCCGCCAGCGCCCACGUUGCCAACCGCAAAGCCCAACAGUUCAAAUGGCACAAAUCCAAUGAAUAUAAUUGGUAGUUAUGCUACAACAGAGUGUGGCAUUGAUGGUGCCAUGUCCGUGUCGGAGCUGACCACAACGCAAGCACCGCAGGAUAAUCGCAGCGCCAACACGCGCCAGGAGACGCACAAGGAUCUAGCCACCGCCUCUACGGGCAUUAUGGGCAAUCUGGAGCUGCUGCGUCGUCUGAGCGGCAAACAGUUCCAAAGCUAUACGACUGCUUUGAUUGCUACUGUGGCCGUGGGCUGCUUUCUGCUCAUACUCAAUGUGCUCAUUUUUGCGGGCAUUUAUCAUCAGCGCGAGAAGCGCGCACGCGAUGCCAAAACCAAAGAGGAGCUGCAGGAGAGCGACAAUAGCAAAAACUCCAGCAUGCUGAAGUUAAAUGCAGCUGCAGGCGGCGCAGAUGCAACCGAUGCGUAUACGCUCAGUGGCGAUAGCAAGAGCAUGGGCAUGGUUUUUGGCGAAUACAGUUGCUACGAUGAAAAGACCAAGCAGCUGAAGGAGGAGCAGCUGCUGGUGGAGUUGCCGCCAGCGCCAGCAGCAGCCGCAACAGCAACAGGUCAAACAACAUUGCUACUCGAUAACUGGGAUGCUGCCUGCUCCACCAGCACACUGGAUCUGCUCAAGACACGCAGCUCAGCGCCUAUCGAACUGGUGCAAUAUAACACGCUGCCCACAGUGCUGGAGUCGUUGAGUUCCGCGCCCAGCAGCAAACGUGGCAGCUUUGUGGGCAAUUUGGGCUUUGACUUUGACUACGCAGUGCAAUCCUCGGAUCAAAUGAGCUUCAAGGCCAUAGAGGAGGCUGUCAAGGCUGCCUCGAGUGAAACACAGCUUACGCAUGACGAUGACAUACCCGAACCGCCGCCGCCUCCGCGCUCCUUUCUAGCAGCCCAGCACCAACAACAACAACAACAACAGCAGCAGCAGCAGCAGCAAGGCAUCCUGCGCUCCAGUGGCAAUCCAGGCAGCUCUAAGAAACGUGUACAUAUACAGGAAAUCUCGGUCUAAACUUAACUUGCUUUAACCACUCACUUAACUUUCCACUAGUUUCUAUUCACACUCAGACUUUAACUAAUUUUAUGAAUUUCAUUUCCAACACCUCUGUCGCCUCUUGUAUGUUUUAUAAUUAAAUAAGUAUUAAUAAUAUAUAUAUG